Messenger RNA from Anastrepha obliqua, 1893 nucleotides. RefSeq lists its product as uncharacterized. Lineage: Eukaryota; Metazoa; Arthropoda; Insecta; Diptera; Tephritidae. The record is from RefSeq and is a predicted model, not a curated record. The transcript is spliced from 3 exons. The coding region runs from base 1 to 1893 and encodes 630 amino acids.
AUGCAUGGAAACUUUGUGUUGAUUUUCAUAUUGGAAUACUUAAGCAAAUCGUAUGCAACAAAUGCGUAUGGCAUAGUGGCACCGGACACCGUUUGUAAUUCCACCAUCAGACACAAUGUGAGAUAUGCACUGUGGGCCGUAAUAGCUGAACACUUUGUGCCCAACUCAAGUGAGCUUCUAAUAUCUGUGCACGCCAAGCAUCAACAGGCGUGGCGAUUAAUGCAGGACCUACUCACUUGUGCGCUGCCGUUCAUGAACAACAUAAAAGUGCAACUUGAAACCAUGGAUUUGCCACGUCUCCCAACUUAUGCAAGACAUCAUAAUCUGCUGCUGAUCGAUAGUAUGCAGGCGUUAGUCGAACUGGAUCCUGCAUUGCUGACUAAGAAAUUUGACUUUCCCGAACAGUAUUUGAUCCUAUUAAUUGGUGCGGACCCAACGCUAGUACCGAAUUUGCUAGUCUCCAGCAUUUUGAGCUACUUUUGGCAAAACUACAUCAUCAAUGUCAGCCUGCUGUUUGAGAGCAAGCCCAACUAUGUGAAAGUCUACACGUAUUUCCCCUUUUUCGAGAAUAGCACGUGCAAGGCAAAUAAUGUGCGUGUAAUCAAUGCGUACAACAACAGUUGGCAAAAGCCUUUGGCAACAGACAUUUUCCCCAAAAAGCUGCUCAAUAUGCAAAACUGCUCACUAACAGUAGCCGUUUGGGAUGCGCCGCCAUAUUUGAGUUACAAUCCUAAUAAAAGUGGCUAUGCGCAAUUGGGAUAUUUUGAGGGGGAAAUGCUAAUCGAGUUGGCCAAGAAGCUAAACUUCAGCAUGGAUCUGUUGGAACCAGCGAACGAUGAACAACGCGGGCUACGCUUGGCGAAUGGCACCUUAACCGGUGCUAUGAAAUUGCUGGACGAUCACUUGGCCGAUAUGAGUUUGGGUUGCUUCCGUUACACCAUUGAACGUUGUGAAGUACUCACAGGCGCCUUGCCAUACUAUCAGUCGUGGCAAAUCUUUGGCGUCAAACUUGCCGGCAAAACCUACACUUCAUUGGAAAUAUUGGCAUUCCCCUUCGACUUGCGCACUUGGUUGUGUCUGCUAUUAAGUUUACAAAUAACUUUACUACUCGCAUAUACUAUAAAUUAUUGCAGCAACUACUCCCAGCUUGCGCGUAUUAUUAUUGGUUACCCACGUCCAAGAACGCCGCUUACGAAUACCUACAGCCUCUUUCUGGGCGUACCAAUAUUGCAUGCACCCCGCACAAAUUUCGCACGUUUUGUCCUGAUUAUGUGGGUCAUUUAUGGUUAUGUGAUGCGCAAUGCAUAUCAGAGUUUUCUCUAUAAACUUCUACAAACUGAUCUGUAUCGUACGCCUCCCACUGAUAUUUUCCAACUCAUCAACGAAGAUUACUCGCUCAUUAUGACCGAGACUACAUUCAAUACGGUGAGCAAUGCACCGCUGAUACAAAAUAAACGCAUCCCAAUCAUAAUAAAUAAUUCCACAUACGAGUGGAAAUCCUACGAAAUGGUGGAAAAAUUAGGUGGAAACUUAGCUGGCGUCUCGCCAAAAGACUAUCUGACGUACUACCUGAUGUCGCAACGCAAACGCGGUACUUUCUAUGUGCUACCGGAUAGAUUCUUUCAGCAAUACAUCACAAUGUAUUUCUCAAAGCAUAGCUACUUAAUCGCGCGUUUCAAUGAAUUGCUGAUGCAGCUGCGCAGCCAAGGCCUCAUCGAUUACUGGGCGCACAAGCACAUAGACUUGAGCUACUAUGAGCUGAGCUCUGCUGAAGACGACGAUGCAUUAGAAAUGGAUGAUCUUUGGGGAGUAUUUGCUAUCUACCUGGUCUUGAUUAGCUUGGCGGGCAUAGCAUUUAUCGCUGAACUGCUGUGUCACAGACUGACAAACUAA